This is a messenger RNA of Sebastes umbrosus (honeycomb rockfish), 2835 nucleotides long. RefSeq names its product von Willebrand factor A domain-containing protein 1-like. The coding region runs from base 279 to 1790 and encodes 503 amino acids. The record is from RefSeq and is a predicted model, not a curated record. NCBI's taxonomy places the organism in Eukaryota, Metazoa, Chordata, Actinopteri, Perciformes, Sebastidae. Gene Ontology annotation, molecular function: protein binding. The transcript is spliced from 5 exons.
AUCAGACUUCUUUUGACUGCCUGCUGGCUAUUAGAAAGAAUGCAAGUUUAAGGCACUUCUACACUGGCUUCACUUUUCAGAACUGGAGGUUGCCCACUACCAGAAACAUGAUUGCAAAUUAAUGCUUAUAUUACUCUGUAAAUAAUGUGUAACUGUUUGCCAACAAGUACGCCAUAUCAACAUAAAGGUGAUAAUAUGCUAAUUUUGUGUUGACACCGUGUUUCUACUGCCCCCAAGUGGCCAAAAAAAAAAUCAGUUGAUGCAGGUUUGAUGGCUUAAUGUAUGAUGGCUUAGGUUUGAAAAAGGCAACUAGUAAACUUGUCAGUCAAAACAAGAAAGACGCACGUAUUGAAAUAACCCUCUUGUUUUUCCCUCUGUUGUGCACAGUGUUAAACUGCUGUGAAGGGGAUAUUCUCCUUCUGCUGGACUCUUCAGGAAGUGUAGCAAACUACGAGUUCAUCCACCUGUUGCUCUUCACCACCGAGCUGCUUCGCCCCUUCUCAUUGGGCAGUGGGCACGUCAGAGUCGGGCUGCUGCAGGUGGGCACAAACCCUAACUUGGAGUUUGGCCUGGACGUUCACAACAAUCAGGAAAGUCUGCAGAAAGCUCUGGGGAGUGUCAGACAGCUGCAGGGAGACACUAACACCGAGGCAGCGCUCAGGGUGGCCCAGCAGCUUCUGACAGAGACGGACGAGAAUGUGCCAAAGAUACUGCUGUGGCUGACUGAUGGUGUGCAGCCCGGAGACGUGGACGAGCCCAUGUCUCAGCUGAAGGCGCAGGGAGUUUCUGUUUUAGCUGUGUCUACAGUACAUGGAAACUACCAGGUGCUACAACGUGCAGUGACACCUCCACUGGAGUCUCACCUCUACUCUGUAGACAUAGAAACCAUCGAAAUCAUCACACAGGACCUGAGGGAGGCCAUUAUCAAAAUCAUUCGUGCAGAACGACUGCGUGUGGUUCACUUGACUUCCCACAGUGCUGUGCUGCAGUGGCGUCCCGUUCUGAGCGCAGACAGCGGUUACUAUGAGCUCUCGUACAACUCUAUGCGGAAUACGGACGCUAAAACUAGACGCAUUCUCCCAGGCGACUCCAGCUGGGUAGAGCUGACCAACCUGCAACCUGACACCACCUACACCGCCGCCCUGCAUCCAGAGUCCAACCAGAGACUGUUUAACACACUCUCUGUUAACUUCACCACACUUCCUGAUGUUUUAAGCCCGGCAGUGGUCUCCGUGUUGGCCUCUGGUCUUCGUCAGAUCCGUGUGAGCUGGGGUCCCCUGCAGCCGGCUCGAGUUCAGAGAUAUACGGUGGAGUAUGGAGCUAUUCCAAGCGGAGACGUCCACAUCGUGACAUUACCCAACCAGCAGAACUCCACCGUACUGACGGGCCUGGAGCCGGGCACUCAGUACCUGGUCACAGUCAGUGCUCUGCAUGUGAAUGGAAAAGAAAGAGCCAUGUCUGUAAGGGCAUGCACUCAAGAGGCAGCUCUGCCAGCCCUGGCCGACCUUCAGCUGACCCCAUUAGAGCGUCAGGAGGUGCAGGUCGCGUGGCAGGCCCAUCAGGAAGGUUUGAAAGGCUACUGGCUGAGCUGGGAAAUAGAAAACUCCCACAGCUCAUCCUUGAAGCCCUCAAUCUCCACCGUCUACCUGCCUCCUACCUCUCGUUCAACGCGUCUCACGCACCUCGCAUCAAGCAGUCGAGUGUGCGUGUCCCCGGUCUACAGCUCGGGCCGAGGAGACGGGUUAUGCUGCACUGCAGGGAGGCACACAGAUUCCAGCCGGUGGGGUUAACAACCAGCGUCGGCAGCAAUCAGGCAGCUGGCGCAAAAAAGUGGGUGAAAUCGAGCAUUUUGAGUGCUGGGUGCACUAGAUAACUUGUGCAGGAUUGAAUAUUAUUAUGAAUAUUAUUAUUCUAAGUUAAAAUGUUCAUCAAGCCCUGUGAUAGGCUGGCGACCUGUCCAGGGUGUACCCCACCUUCGCCCAAUGUCAGCUGGGAUCGGCUCCAGCCCCCCGUGACCCUGAAUAGGAUAAGCGGUUACAGAUAAUGGAUGGAAAAUGUUCAUCAUGAAAUAAAUUAUGGUCACAGAAAAGGCGUUAUCACAUACCCACAGCUCUCUGUCCUCACAAUGGCUGAGCAAAAUCUGGCAUAAUUAUUCAUUUUUAUCAUCAACUUUGCAGGAAGGCUGCCCACCACGACACCACACAUUUAGUUUCUGACAUUCAGUUAUUCAGGAACAUAAACCGCUGCAGAGUAUGCAGCAUUCACAGUUUGUGUGAGCUACUAUUGUUAUUAUUAUUUAUCAUUAUGAUUAUUAGUCUGUAAUGUCAGCCUAUUCUUAAAUUGUACUGUUUACACACUUUGUACAUAAUUACAGGUGUAUUUACUUGAAAUUAUAUGAAAAUGUUCUCUUCUCCUUGAAAGUAUAUUCACAGUUCUUAAAGGUCCAGAGUGUAACAUCUGGCGGCAUCUAGCAGUGAAGUUGCAGAUUGCAACAUCUCCCAUGUACCAAGAACUGCGGCGGCUGACGUGAAAACGUGAAUGGCCCUCUCUAGAGCCAGUUGUUGUAAGAGUAGCGUAGGUCAUUUGGAGAAUAGCAGAGUCAGUGAGUAGAGUGUGUGUGUACGUGAGAGGUGAGUGAUGAAGCAAGAGAGAGAGAGAUAGGCAGCAAAUGUGUGUUAUGUGAGCGAAAAGGCAAGCUAGUGGUAGUGGUAAUGCUAAAUCAUAUACUAUGCACUACAUACCCAAUAUAUGUACAUACUUUUGUGUAAAUAAAACAGUAGUAUGUAUAUUUUCGGAUGCACUGAGCAGUACUUUACGUCGUCACUUCCCGAGAAU